CACACACAACAGGUUGCGAUCGCUCGGACAGCGUUUGGCACCAGUGUGUCCCGGUCACCAUUCGGUCACCAUGUGGGACUCGCUCCUCUGCCUCCUGCCCUCUCUGCUGCUGCUCCUCGUCGCGGCGCUCCUACGCCGGUCACCGGUGUCCGGUGCGCUCGAGAACCUCUUGAGACGGGCCACCUGGAUCCUGUGGAGGGGGGUCUGCUGGGUUCUAGAACUGCCAGUACCGGUGCGGGGCGAUGGUACCGACGGAACCUCGGACACGGCCGACGCGGAGCCCGGUCUGGUGUGCAAGCCCACGGCACUGGCCCACCACCUCCUCCUCCACUGCCGCACUCUCCUGCGCCCCUCGCUGGCCGCCUGGCCUCGGGGCGACCCUCACCUGCAAACCCUCUCCAGCCUGCUGUGGCCACUAGAUGGCACUGUCGGCGGCGGCGGCGGCGAGGUGCGCUUCACCCGUGACCACCUGCUCCUGAGCGACGGGGGAAUCGUGGCCCUGGACUGGGCUGUGGGGCUGAGCGGGGAGCCUCCGCUGGGCUCUAAGUGCGAGCAGCAGCCCGGGGCGUGCAGGAGUCCAGGCUGCCGUAGCAGCAGCAGCAGCAGCAGCAGCAGCGGGAGCCCCCCGAUCCUCCUCCUCAUCCCCAACAGCCUGGGUGUGGUGACCCCCCAUCUCCAGCGGCUCUGCUCCCUGGCGCUGUGCAGGGGCUACUACCCCGUCGUCUUCCACCGGCGCGGCCAGGGCGGCUGUCCGCUGACGACGCCCCGCUACCAGGAGUUCGGGGACCCCCGGGACCUGGUCCAGGCCGUGGCUUACCUGCGUGACCGCCACCGGUCCGCCACGCUCCUGGCCGUCAGCGAGGGCUCUGGCUCGGGAUUGCUGCUCUCGUACCUGGGCGAGUGCGGAUCGUCAUCCUACCUGACGGCUGCAGCUUGCAUCUCACCUGUGCUGCACGGGCAGCUUUGGUUCGAAACGCCAUUUCCGUCCCUCUACCACUGGGGUGCGCUGUUUUACCGCAAGCUGCAGAUCAGCAGGUAUGCCAGCGCUCUGAGCUCUCUGCUGGACGUAGGGCAGCUCCUGAGGUGCAGGUCUCUUAAAGACAUGGAGGAGCUGAUGUUCUGUGGCGCCCCCAAGGCCACAGCGGUCAGUGCUGAGGGCCAGAGCCCAGCAGAGGGCGCUAAGGGCUGGGAGGCCUACUGGGAGCGCAACGAGCCCCUGCGUGACGCGGACGAGGUGGCAGUGCCCGUGCUGUGCCUGUGCAGCGCCGACGACCCCCUGCUGCCCCCGGCCUCCACCUUACCCACCUCCCUCUUCCGCAACAGCCCCUACUUCCUGCUGACGCUCACUGCCAGCGGCGGGCACUGUGGCUUCUUUGCCCGGGCGGGCACCAGGGGCGUAGGCGGUGGUGGCACUGGCACCGUGUCCUCCUGGAGCCACGAGGCCGUGCUGGAGUACCUCCAGGUGGCCAGCGACUUCCUGAAGGGGGAGGAGAAGCGGAGGAGGAGGUUGGCGCAGGAGCAGGAGCAGGAGGUGGGGGGUCCGGCCCAGGGGUGGAGGCGCAGGAGCAGCACCGUGCUGGCGCGGCGGAGGAGGCCAGUACUGCCGGGGCGCAGGGAGAGGCACCUGACGCAUCAGCCCGCCCAGAGUGCGCUCGCAGAGGACCUGUUCACCUGGAACAGGUCAUAUACACGCUGACAACCUGGUCAUAGAGCUGGAGCAUUUAGAGACAGAAGAGACUGUCUGUAGAACUAACUGGAAGGGAGAAGUUCCUGGGGCCUGGGACCAGAGCUAGGUAGACACAACUCCAAAGCUCUAGAAUCUUUGGUAACUACCAAACUGUUCCAUUCCAUAGAAUCAACUUAAGAUUUACCACACUGACAGUUUUGCUCCUAGGCUCUCAAACAGUGAAGGUGUUGCCGAAAUUUUGAGGUAAAGGCACCACUGGGUCUCAAAUGUGACCAAAACACGAACUGACCUUUAACCAUGUUUAAAUAUUGUGAGCAAGAAACAACAUUCCAAAUAGGUCACUGCAACCCUUAUUUGGAAGAUGUGGCAUUAACUUCCACCUUCUCUCUCCUGUGAUACUGUGCAUGGACUCAAAUAUAUCAGCCAAUGUAAAGGAUUUGUUUCAUCUGUUUCAACACAACUGUGAAUUUAGCACUAGCCCAGGCUGUCUUUUUAAUAAUGCUGCAGCAUUCUGUCUGUCAAUGAAUGAGUAUUUUCCCUAUCAAAUAAACAA
Molecule: messenger RNA, 2240 nt
Organism: Sardina pilchardus (European sardine)
Lineage: Eukaryota; Metazoa; Chordata; Actinopteri; Clupeiformes; Clupeidae
Product: protein ABHD15
Exons: 2
Coding region: 71-1696 (541 amino acids)
Molecular function (GO): short-chain carboxylesterase activity; monoacylglycerol lipase activity
Source: RefSeq, a predicted model, not a curated record